AUGGAGUCACAUAAAUUCUACCUGCUGGGAGAAUCUCCUGCGUCUACAAGGACUAUCAGCUUUCAUAAAGAUGCCUCAUUGGAGGAUGUGAAAGAUGUCAUCGCUUCACACUUUGCGAUAGUUGUUCCUGGAGGUAUUGCUUUCGACCGCAACGGCACUGCAGUAACAGAAGUUUCGGACAUAUUGUCCUCAGAAGAUGCUGUCGCUAUCACCAUCGAUGGCCACGCAGUGCGGGACGCGCCAGGUCCUAAGGGUCUUCCCUAUGUAGGAAACUUCUUCGAAGUGUUUCCUGAUCAUCUAGGCAACCAUCAACGACUCUUCGACCACUAUGGCCCGCUGUUCAAGACGACCAACAUGGGCCGUACUGUUUACCAUAGCAAUGACCCAGAAAUUGCCGCUAUUGCCUUCGCGGAAUCAGACUUCUUCACAAAGAAGAUCAAUGAGAGUCAUCCACUCUUCGGCAUCAAGCAACCACAGGCUGGCGUGUUCCUGGGCGACACAGACACACCUGAGUGGCGGGUGACACACAAGUUUCUCCCUCCUGCACUGGGACCGAAAGCUGUGAGGCACUACGCUCCGACGAUGCAGCAAACCAUCGAGGAGGCCUACAAAGUGUUUGACCAUUUUGACGAGCAAGGACAGUCUUUCAAUGCGUACAUCUACAUGCUGAAGCUCGGCUCUCAAGCUGUGGCAAAACUCACUCUCGGCGUUGAUCUGGAGCACUUCUCAUCGCCGAAUGCACCGGUGCACGAGAUCGUACGAUUGAUCGCGGAGACGCUGACGCUGAACAAGAAGGUUACAUCUUGGGGUAGCUGGUAUGCUUCAUUGCCAUUUGGCGACCCCAAGGCGUUGAAGACCAAGCAAAAGCGUAUGGAAGAGAUCAUUAUCAAAGCUGUCGAGGAUGCCGAACGCGGUGGCACCUCCGAUCUCCCACUUCAGGACGCCGCCCUCACAGCAAAGAACAUGGUGGACUAUGCUCUUCGAGCAACAGACAACAAAGGCGAAAAACUCCCCCUCACAUCCAUGGCGCAUGCCCUCGUGGUCGCCACAGGCGCCGGCUUCACCACUACCUCCUCGCUCCUCUCAUGGCUUCUCUACGGAAUCGUCACCUACCCUGGCGUCCAAGAGAAUCUUCUCCAGGAACUAGUCGACAACGGCUUCACCGACGACAUGGAGCUCACCUCCGACUUCACAGACAAGCUUACCUACCUCGACCGCUUCAUCAAAGAAACACAGCGCCGACACAAUCCCUCCUUCCAGCCCGGCCGCACCGCAAAGGCCGACAUGAUCCUGCCCGGCGGAUAUAAGCUGCCGAAAGACUCCGUCAUCAUCCCAGCGCUGCACCAUAUCCACAACAACCCUGCGCUGUGGGACAACCCUGCGAAGUUCGACCCUGAGCGAUGGAACACACCCGAAGUCAAGAACAGACACAAAGCUGCGUAUAUACCGUUCGCAGCGGGCCCACGCAUGUGUAUUGGAUUCAACUUUGCAUUGCAGGAGGUGAAAAUUUUCUUGCCGAAGUUGAUUUGGCGGUACCAUUUUAGCAAGGAUGGGGAUGACACGAUCGAGUAUGACCCUAUGUUCCAGCUGAUCCGGCCUAAUAAUCUGUAUGUCAGAGCGGAAAGGCGGGGGAAGUGGCCGCCAAAGACGGAGAAGGCGGAUUCGGUCAUCGAGACGGUUAUGGAGCAACCUUUGGAGCCGACGCAAGUGGACGCUUGA
Messenger RNA from Didymosphaeria variabile, 1719 nucleotides. RefSeq lists its product as uncharacterized. Bases 1 to 1719 code for a protein of 572 amino acids. The transcript is spliced from 2 exons. NCBI's taxonomy places the organism in Eukaryota, Fungi, Ascomycota, Dothideomycetes, Pleosporales, Didymosphaeriaceae. The record is from RefSeq and is a predicted model, not a curated record. Gene Ontology annotation, molecular function: oxidoreductase activity, acting on paired donors, with incorporation or reduction of molecular oxygen; monooxygenase activity; heme binding.